Molecule: messenger RNA, 1379 nt
Organism: Gamsiella multidivaricata
Lineage: Eukaryota; Fungi; Mortierellomycota; Mortierellomycetes; Mortierellales; Mortierellaceae
Exons: 3
Coding region: 53-1108 (351 amino acids)
Source: RefSeq, a predicted model, not a curated record
CUCACACUUCUAAGGCACUCAACUGGCUGUUCUAUCAGUCUGUCAUACAAUCAUGUUCACAAGAAUCGCUAGUAAGGACCAAGAACAACUGCUCAAGGUGGUCAUUCUUACGCCCUAUCGUGGCCCAGGAAAUCUGCCAGCGGUGUUUGCGACGCCUGAAGUGCCUGGAACCAUCCGAGGCUUUGUAGAGUUCGAGUCCGUCGAGGACAUCAAGGGUGGGGACCUGGAUCUGACUUUUCGUGUCAAAAGCGAGGCAAGAUGGACUAGACACUACGGUCAAUCAACAGUGGUAUAUCAUUCUAAGGAGGUACUUCAAAGGAAGGCAUGGAAGGUCCCAGUUUCUCACCCACAGCCAGGAGUGGUCGGUGCAGGAAGGACACGAUUCGAUUUCGAAGUCGUUCUGGAUCAACGGACGCCAUCGUCUAUCAGUGGUCGGCGAGGAUGGUUGAACUAUCGAUUUGCAGCCACAUUGCACAGAAGAUUUCCCCGACGCAACAUUGUCUUCAAGCAGGACGUAUGGACCUUCAGUACCUGCCUACCCGCGCCUGAUCCCGAAUAUAUUUCUGAUCCCUACAUGUAUUCUGGUGUCUGGGAAUUCCAUCUACCGUUCAUGUGCUCGCUUCCCAGCGAAAAUAUUCACCUCGGACAGACAGUACCCCUUACAAUCAAGUUCGAUCCCUUCCUCUCCUCGAGUGGCCACUUUGAUCAAGAGUUGGUAAUUGUUAACGCAGUCAUCAAGUUAAAGCAAUACACACGGCUCUGGCAUAAAUGGAACGUCAAGACGGAGACGAAGGAAGUCCUUGCCCUGCCUGUGAGAGAGGGUUGGGUGCCAGGAGCGAAUGGAGUACAAAGGACAAUCCUGGUCGAUAUUCCACAGGCACCUCAACUCUCUUGCACUACGACAACGCGUCCUGUUCAGAAGACCCACAUCCUGAAGUUGAUUAUGCGCAUCAAGACUGCCUCGAUGACAGACAGGGAAGCAAGAGAAUUCCGCAUCGAGAUGGGAGUGAAUAUUACCGGGCCCAGACCACCGACUGACCCCCCUGUUGAGGAUCUGCCACCGUAUACCGCAGUAUGGGAUGGAGAUGAUGGGGAUAACAGCGAGUAGACGGAUUAUAUAUGCUGUACAGGGAUCCAGUCCCGUAUUCAAUUCAAUUGAAACUGGUUGUAAACAUUAAAGAAUCAUGAAUCUCAACGCUUUUUCCUCUUUCCUCUAUUUCCACCAUUACCCAAAAGAAAACACUCUGGUCACACAGCCCCGGCCCCAAAACGACCCGAUGUCGAACGCUCUGACCUGACACCUCGGCUUCCAAAUCACACAAAUCCCAAACGAAGUAUACGCACAGAGCAAGAGCACAAUCCAUAUGUCUCCCAUGUCG